Molecule: messenger RNA, 1321 nt
Organism: Salvia splendens (bonfire salvia)
Lineage: Eukaryota; Viridiplantae; Streptophyta; Magnoliopsida; Lamiales; Lamiaceae
Product: protein DEHYDRATION-INDUCED 19
Exons: 5
Coding region: 290-970 (226 amino acids)
Source: RefSeq, a predicted model, not a curated record
CGUUGAUGAAAUAACGCGGGAGUCGACGAGUAUUUGGAAAGGCCGAUCCGCGUUUCUUCCAAAUCGCCGACUCCUAAUUUGCCCUUUUCAACGCUUUCUCUCUCUCUAACUAUUCAAUUUUCCCCUUAAUUUUAUCGCACCUGCAAAGGGAUAAAGCCAAUAAACCAUCCCCAAACCCUACUAAACUGCCGUUUAAUUUCUUCCGAUUUCCGAUUUUCCGCGUCGUGUGUAAUUCUAGUCGACUUUCCUAUUUUUUUCUGCUUAAUUCGAUUCAUUUUUUUAAUUAGACAUGGCCGAUCGAUUGUACGAUGAUUUGGAGAUUGCGCUGUCCUCUUAUUCCAUACAUAGCAACGAUGAUUACAAUGAAGAGGAUGAGGAGACCGAGGGCGAGUAUGAGGACGAGGAGGUCAACGAUGUUGAACUUGGGGGGAAAUCGGAGGAACUGGCGUGCCCUUUUUGCUCCGAGGAUUUUGAUGUUUUGGGAUUGUGCUGCCACAUUGAUGCUGACCAUCGCAUGGAGGUUAAACCCGGGAUUUGCCCUGUUUGUGCUGUGAAGGUACGGAUAAACAUGGCUUCACAUGUGAUUACUCAUCAUGAGAGUAUUUUGAAGGCUCUCUGCAAUAAGAAGCAUCGUAGCACUCGCUCUCGUUCAUCAAUAUAUCUACUGAGGAAGGAAUUGCAGGAGAAACAUUUACGCGCUGUUAAGGAGUCUCCUUCUGUUGGUUCUUCCUCUAAUGCAGCAGCUGAUUCCAUGCUUUUGUCGUUUGUCAAUAGUCCUCAACCAGCUUACAGACCCCAAAUCACUGAAGCUGCCUCUCCAUCUGAAGCAAGCUUAUCAGAAAAUAAUUCCCUUGAUGACUCUGCUGAGAGAUUUCCACCGUCUCUGUCAACAGACAGGAACAACGAGAUGGCCAGAAGGUCCGAGUUCGCACAGGGAUUGCUGCUAUCGACCAUUCUGGAUGAUUUGUAAAAGAGCCUGGUAUGCCAAAGCUCCACUUUGUGAUGCCUAAUUAUUGACAGAGAGGCGAUUGUUGAACUCAUGCACCGACUCUGCUUGUGAUUUUAACCACAUCUUGCCUGUGCAAUUGAACGUGAUCGGCGACACAACAGUUUCUGUGGUCGGUUAGAUGCAGCUCCUUAUAUUGACUGUGUUGGUCCGAUCUUCGUGAGCUACUUAGCGUAUAGUGUAAUAAUGUAAGCAGCUAAUGUAUUGUGAUAAGACCAUGGUCAGCUGCCUGCUUUCUUCUUUGUAGGUUAUUUUUAUCAAUAUACAUUUUCACGAAUAAAUUUGAAUUUGUGAUUUUGCAUCUGCUUCAGAGGA